Messenger RNA from Vitis riparia (riverbank grape), 1029 nucleotides. RefSeq names its product protein SRC2. The record is from RefSeq and is a predicted model, not a curated record. Gene Ontology annotation, biological process: defense response. The transcript has a single exon. Bases 79 to 909 code for a protein of 276 amino acids. Lineage: Eukaryota; Viridiplantae; Streptophyta; Magnoliopsida; Vitales; Vitaceae.
UGCAUUUCAUAACUUCAGUCUCAAAUCUCGAAUUUUUUCUGUCUUCUGUCUUCUUCUCGCUACUCUUCUGUAAUUCAUAUGGAGUAUCGUGCUCUGGAUAUUAAGGUAUUGGAAGCUAAAGAUUUGAAAGAUGUCAAUCUUUUCUCGAAGAUGGAUGUCUACGUGGUGGUGACCAUCUCCGGCGACCCCAGGACGGUCCAAAAGACGCCGGUGGACAAGGACGGUGGCACCAGCCCCAAGUGGAAUUUUUCCAUGAAGUUCACGGUUGAUGAUGCUUUGGCCCACCAGAACCGCAUCGGCCUCAACUUUACGCUCCGGUCCAACCGGGCUCUCGGCGACAGGGAUAUUGGCGAGGUUUACGUGCCGCUGAAGGAGCUUCUCGACAACGCCAGCGACGAUAAGGUAGACCGGGUUGUCAGCUUUCAGGUGAGGAGGCAAUCCGGGAAGGCGCAAGGGACGUUGAGUUUUUCGUAUAAGUUCGGUGAGAAGUUCUCCGCUCCUGCGCCGGCGGCAAGGAAGGCGGACGAUCCGGUAAUGGCGUAUCCGGCGGUGGCGCCCGGGGCUGGGUCGAGCUCUGCUUAUGCGUAUCCACCAGCUGGAGGAUACCCACCACGAGGGGCGUACCCACCGUCAGCUGGAGCCUACCCACAUCAUGCGGGGGCGUACCCAUAUCCGCCAUCUUCAGGGUAUCCACAGGGCGGCGUUUAUGGGCAUCCGCCUCAAAUGGGAUAUGGGUAUGGGUAUGGAUGUCCACAACAGGUCCAGCAGCCGCAGAAGAAGAAGAACAAGCUUGGGCUGGGGCUGGGUGCUGGGCUUUUGGGUGGGCUUUUGAUCGGAGAUAUGAUGGGAGAUGUAGCCGGCUAUGAUGCUGGUUAUGAUGCUGGGUUUGACGAUGGCAUGGAUUUCUAAUUUAUUUUUAUUUUUAUUUUUAUUAUUUUUGGUUUUAGUUGGUUUGUCUUUGUGCAGAUACUAUGGUUUGAGGAUUUGAUUUCAACACUUUACUAAAGAAUCAUCCUUACCUCCAUUUAA